GUGACGUGAGGCCGGCGCCAAUUCGCACGCUGGGCUCCCAGUCUGGAGGUGGCAUGGCUGAGCCGGCGAGCGGGUUCGUGACUCCCGCGGGGUGGUUUUCGGCCCCGGAGCGGAUCCCCACGCUGGGGCCUCUGAGCGACCCAGUCUCGCUGCAGCACAAGUGGAUGCUCUGGGCCAUGUUGCCGCCGCCACCGCCGCCGUCGUCGCCGCCUCCCGCCGCGGGGUCGGAGCCCGGCUCGGAUACGCAGCCCCCCACGGACACCCAGGCGCUCCCCGAGGCGCCUCCGCGCUUCGAUGUCCCGGUUCUUCCCGGGACUCAGACCCUCUUCGACACCCAGUCCCGCCUUGAUGCUCAGCCUCAGAUCAGCGGCCAGCCUUCCUGGAGUUUCCAGGCUUCGACAUCUUGGCACUGGAGACCGCCUCCUAGCAGUUUCCCUCCGCAUCAGACAUCCCACCACACCCCGGUUAAACAUUCUUAUUUUCCACAACAAUAUGAUGCAAAGUUUACUGACUUCAACUUCCCUCCCAGUAGAAAACAUAAAAAAAAGAAAAGAAAAGAACCAGUUUUCCACUAUUUUUGUGAUACCUGUGAUCGUGGUUUCAAAAAUCAAGAAAAGUAUGAUAAACACAUGUCUGAACAUACGAAGUGUCCGGAAGUAGAUUGCUCUUUUAGUGCACAUGAGAAGAUUGUCCAGUUCCAUUGGAGAAAUAUGCAUGUUCCUGGUAUGAAGAAGAUCAAGUUAGAUACUCCAGAGGAGAUUGCAAGAUGGAGAGAAGAAAGAAGAAAAAACUACCCAACUCUGGCCAAUAUUGAAAGGAAGAAGAAGUUAAAACUUGAAAAGGAAAAGAGAGGUGCAGUAUUGACAACAACACAGUAUGGUAAGAUGAAGGGAAUGUCCAGACAUUCACAGAUGGCAAAGAUCAGAAGUUCUGGCAGACAUCACAAGUGGGAAAAUGACUGUGCCGGACAGAGAACAGCCAUCGGAUCAAGCAAUUCCUUGGUUGAUUCAAAGCCUGAAGGUCCACCCAAGGCAAAUGCAGACCCUCUGAGUGUUUUGGUAAAUACUGAUUCUGAGUCUGAUAAAGAGGAGAAACCACAAAGUACUGUCAUACCCAAGGAAGUGACACCAGCCCUGUGCUCAUUAAUGAACAACUAUGGCAGUCUGUCAGGGUCAGAGAGUGAGCCAGAAGGUAAGUUAUGGCCUCAGUUGUUGCAAUGGGUUUGUUUUAUUUUGUUGCUUUUGCCUUUGAUAUAUACUAUGCAUCAGUAGUGUCCAUUCAUGUGU
Myotis davidii is the source of this 1286-nucleotide messenger RNA. It is a transcript of the gene NUFIP1, whose product is annotated as nuclear fragile X mental retardation protein interacting protein 1. Gene Ontology annotation, cellular component: nucleus. The record is from RefSeq and is a predicted model, not a curated record. The coding region runs from base 54 to 1271 and encodes 405 amino acids. Gene Ontology annotation, molecular function: RNA binding. Lineage: Eukaryota; Metazoa; Chordata; Mammalia; Chiroptera; Vespertilionidae. The transcript is spliced from 8 exons. Gene Ontology annotation, biological process: box C/D snoRNP assembly.